Molecule: messenger RNA, 1249 nt
Organism: Carcharodon carcharias (great white shark)
Lineage: Eukaryota; Metazoa; Chordata; Chondrichthyes; Lamniformes; Lamnidae
Gene: clec3ba
Product: C-type lectin domain family 3, member Ba
Exons: 3
Coding region: 37-645 (202 amino acids)
Source: RefSeq, a predicted model, not a curated record
GAACUGCUCCCAGUCCUUCCACUUGCUUUGAACACCAUGCAGCUGAGAGGAACCUCCCUCGUGCUCUUGGUUCUGUAUCUCCUGCAGACGACCCAUGAGCAGUCACCCAAUACCAAGCCAAGGAAGAAUGCGGCCCUAAAGAAAGCGGUGGUGACACUAAAUAUGAUUGAUGACAUCAAGAAGCAGAUUGCUCACAUCUUGGAGGAGGUGAGCCUACUGAAGGAGAACCAGGCACUGCACACAGUGUGCCUGAGAGGUAUGAAAGUUUACAAGAAGUGCUUCCUGCUGAUGGCUGGACAGAAGAGCUUCCACGAGGCGGCUGACGACUGCAUCUUGCAUGGGGGCACUCUCAGCACGCCCCACAACCACGACGAGAAUGACGCUCUGUACGACUACGCCAGGACGACCUUGGGAGAGGACCACAACAUCUGGGUCGGCGUGACCGACAUCGCGGUUGAGGGAGUAUGGAUGGACGUAACCAGCAAGAGCGCCAACUACACCAACUGGGAGAUGGAAAUCACCAAGCAGCCCGAUGGUGGUACAAAGGCCAACUGUGUGGCGCUGUCGGGUCUGUCCAUUGGCAAGUGGUUUGACGAGUCCUGUAGGCUUCAGAAGAAUUACUUUUGUCAAUUUAAUAUUCCUUAAGCAUUUUGGUGUUUCUCCUCAAGUAUAGCCUGACUGGUUUAGUUAUGCUACUGAUGCUUAAUGAGUUACUGUUUCAGAGAAGAUAUCUUGUGAGUGGUGCAGAUUAUCAUUGACUUUCAACUCCCUCAGGUUGUAUCUAUUCUGGAUCUUCCAUCAGGAUUUUUGGAGAAGAUAGAGAAGAGUAGGGAGCUUGAUCCUGUGAUGCCAUCUGUGCCAAUCACGCACGCAGCUACCGCUGGAUGCAGCCCGAUGGAACCCCCACCCCUGUCCCUUGUGUUUCCCUGGGGAAGGGGGUCCACCUGGUGCCUCAGUGUGUAGUGUGGUGGAGAUCAGGAUCUGAGCUGAGUAGGGGGCGGGUGUGGGGUGGGGAGGGUGGGGGUGGGGCCUCCCUUGAAUGGCCCUCCCACCUCUCAAUGCCAGUGCACUUUGAUGCUCCAGCACACAUACAGUCCUCAAUGCUGCCCUCGGUGUGGAAUGUUUGUAAACUCAGGAGUUCACGGCUUGCUUGGCUUUGAGGCUAGUCCAGUUUCCUUGCAGUGCACGGUUGUAAACACACUAUGCAUGCUACUGUUCUGUCCAGAAAUAAAAUCCAUUCAUACAAAAA